AUGGGAGGAGGCAUCCUCGGCUUCAUUCGAAGCAUAUACCAACUAGACACGCUCGACACACGAUUCACAACACCUUCGUCCGUCCCAUACAAGCUUGCGGCCGAGGCGAGAAACGAUCCACAUGGAGCACAAGAGGGCGGCUUGAGCAAGGGAAAGAAAGCAGAGAGAUCAAAAUGGAGCACACCCGAGUUCUACCUAUACUACUUGGUGUUCUUGGUUGCGGUUCCUUACAUGUUUUGGGUUCCUUUUGAAGUGUCCAGGGAAUCCGACCCAAGGUACCCAAAGUUCCAGCGCUAUCUGUCAGGCGGCUGGAUGCUGGGUCGCAAGGUUGAUGUAUCGGACAGCCAGCUACGAACGAUUAGGGGAAAGAUACCGCAUAUUUUUGGACUACUCGUUGUGCAGCCGCUCUUGCGCCGAGUUUGGAAGCUAUUCAAGCCCACACGACUUGAGCCUGGUGCCUCUGAAACAUCGCCCAGAGCUGCCGAGGCGCGGCUAGAGCAGCGCAUAUCGUUUGAUGCCUUCUUUGGUGCUAUUCUCCUCACAGCCCUCCACGGAACUAGCGGGCUUAAAAUCCUAGGUCUCUUGUGGUUGAAUUACCAAAUCGCAACUAGGCUCCCGAGAAAGGUUGUCCCAUGGGCGACAUGGAUCUUCAACCUCUACAUCUUGGUGACUAUGAAAGUCUACGAUGGUUACAGAUUCAAGACGUUUGUGAACUUGAUUCCCUUUGCGCCAGAUAGCCUGCUUGAUCUUGCUUCUUGGAUGGACAGCCAACAAGGACUCCUGAACCGGUGGCACAUUCUCUUCAACAUCACCAUUCUCCGACUGAUCAGCUUCAACCUCGAUUAUGCCUGGAUGACGGACAGACAGGGCGGCAGUCCCAUCGAGAAGCAACUAGACCCUGCCAGCCUUUCCGAACGCGACCGUGUCGGCACUCCAGCGCCCAAGAGUAACUACUCCUUCCGCAACUACUUCGCUUACGCCAUCUACGCCCCGUUGUACCUGGCCGGCCCGAUCCUGACCUUCAACGACUACAUCUCGCAGUGCCGAUACAAGUCCGCCAGUAUCGAACUUUCGCGCACCGUCAAGUACGGCAUCCGGUGUCUGCUCGUACUCCUUGCCAUGGAGUUCGUGCUGCACUUCAAUUAUGUCAACGCCAUCUCCAACGCGCGGCCUGACUGGUCCACGUACACGCCCGCCCAGAUCGCCCUGCUCUCCUUCUUUAAGCUGCACAUCAUCUGGCUGAAGCUGCUGGUUCCCUGGCGCCUCUUCCGCUUCUGGGCCCUGGUGGACGGAAUCGACCCACCCGAGAACAUGCUGCGGUGCGUGAGCGACAACUACAGCACUCUGUCCUUCUGGCGCUCCUGGCACCGCUCCUUCUAUCGAUGGACGCUCCGCUACAUCUACAUCCCGUUAGGUGGAUCUAACUUUAGGACGCUUGUUAGCUCGGCAUACUCGAUUAUCACGUACCUGGCCGUGUUCAUGUUCGUGGCCAUCUGGCACGACGUGGAUUUCCAGCUGCUUGUGUGGAGCUGGCUUAUUGUCGCGUUCUUCCUGCCCGAGAUUGCCGCCGGUUAUCUGUUCCCGCGUAAGAAGUGGGAGGGCAGGCCGACGGCGUACAGAAUGCUGUGCUGCGUGGGCGCGGUCGGAAACGUGUUGAUGAUGAUCAGCGCGAACGUAGUGGGCUUUGGCGGUGGGGUUGAUGCUAUGAAGGCUCUUUGGGAGGGCCUGUUUAGAGGGUUGUCUGGCAUCUCUUUUCUCACAGGCUCAUGCAUUGCCCUGUUCGUUGGCAUUCAGGUCAUGUUUGAGAUCAGGCAGUCGGAGUUGAGGAAGGGCAUUGACUUGAAGUGCUGAGUGGUAUGUGUGGGUAUGCGGUCCGUGAUUGUUUUCGUCCAGGUGAAAAUGUCAUGGUUUGCAGUAUAUACCACGAGUUCAACAGGAUAGACGAGGAUAGAUGUACUUGGGAAGCAAUUACAUGCGGAAUGUCAAGAUGGGUUUUUCUUAGCUCUUG
This is a messenger RNA of Neurospora tetrasperma FGSC 2508, 2008 nucleotides long. RefSeq lists its product as uncharacterized. Gene Ontology annotation, biological process: GPI anchor biosynthetic process. The coding region runs from base 1 to 1851 and encodes 616 amino acids. The transcript has 3 exons. The record is from RefSeq and is a predicted model, not a curated record. NCBI's taxonomy places the organism in Eukaryota, Fungi, Ascomycota, Sordariomycetes, Sordariales, Sordariaceae. Gene Ontology annotation, cellular component: endoplasmic reticulum.